Molecule: messenger RNA, 4532 nt
Organism: Centrocercus urophasianus (Greater sage-grouse)
Lineage: Eukaryota; Metazoa; Chordata; Aves; Galliformes; Phasianidae
Gene: USP40
Product: ubiquitin specific peptidase 40
Exons: 32
Coding region: 369-4103 (1244 amino acids)
Biological process (GO): protein deubiquitination
Cellular component (GO): nucleus; cytosol
Molecular function (GO): cysteine-type deubiquitinase activity; cysteine-type endopeptidase activity
Source: RefSeq, a predicted model, not a curated record
ACAAAAAUGGCGGCAGCGGCGACAGAGAGGCGGCGGCUUUGGGCCGUCUGCUUGCUCUGAGCGGUGCGGAUCCGGCCUUUUCCCGGCCGGAACCGAGACAAGGCCGAGCGGAGAGUGGAGUGCUGCCGCAGUUGCCUGGCGGGGUGGAGCCGGGUGUUGGGCGGGGGUGCAGCCCGUGAGGGGAAGAGGAGGCUGAGAAGAGGUGGGAGGCUGGCGGCGGAGGUGAGGUGAGGUGAGGCAUAAACAAAUUCUACAGUUGAAGAGAAGGCCAGAGGAUCUUUGAGGGCUUGAGAAGGGUGGAUUCAACUGCAUUUUUCAUAGUAAACAGAUUAUUCUGUGUUUUUAAAGGACUGUUUUUUUUUUUCACGAUGUUUGGGGACUUAUUCGAAGAGGAUUUUUCCUUUAUUUCAAACAAUCAUUAUGGAAAAGGGAAGAAAUCAAAGCCCAAAGAUUCUGAGCCUCCAGCUCCCAGGGAUUUCACCAAUCUUAGUGGUAUCAAAAACCAGGGUGGGACCUGCUACCUCAAUUCCCUUCUGCAGACUCUGCUUUUCACACCAGAAUUCAGAGAGGCACUGUUCUCUCUAGGACCUGAAGAGCUUGGGACUCUGGAUGAUGUCAGCAAACCAGAUGCAAAAGUUCGGAUAAUUCCAUUACAGCUUCAGCGGUUAUUUGCCCAGCUCCUGCUCUUAGAUCAGCAGGCUGCAUCUACAACAGACCUUACUGAGAGCUUUGGUUGGAGCAGCAAUGAGGAAAUGAGGCAGCAUGAUGUGCAGGAACUGAAUCGGAUUCUGUUCAGUGCUUUGGAGACUUCCCUUGUGGGAACUUCAGGUCACGACCUUAUUAAUCGAUUGUACCAUGGGACAGUUGUCAACCAGAUUGUUUGUAAGGAAUGCAAGAACAUCAGUGAGAGACAGGAAGAUUUUUUAGACCUAACAGUGGCAGUAAAAGGUGUAGCUGGUUUGGAGGAGGCCCUGUGGAACAUGUAUGUGGAAGAGGAAUACUUUGAAAAUGAAAACUUGUAUCGAUGUGGAGCCUGUGAUAAACUGGUUGAGGCAUCAAAGUCAGCUAAACUACAUAAGUUGCCUCCCUUUCUCACCAUCUCUCUCCUGAGAUUUAACUUUGACUUUGAGAAGUGUGAACGAUACAAGGAAACUAGUUGCUAUACCUUCCCUAUGCAGAUAAAUCUGAGGCCUUUUUGUGAGCAGACUGAAAUGGAUGAUUCAGAGUACAUGUAUGAGCUCUUCUCUGUUAUUAUACAUAAAGGUGGCUGCUAUGGAGGACACUAUCAUGUUUAUAUCAGAGAUGUGGAUGAAUUAGGAAACUGGCAAUUACAAGAAGAUGAGGAUAGGCUGACUGAAGAUAAGCCUUCAAGAGAGAAUGAAAAUGCCAAAGAAACAGAAAAUCCAUUGGCAGUGUUGAAAGGGAUUUUAUCAGAGGAAGAAUGUAAACAAAUUCCUGUGGAUCAAUUAGGGCAGAAGUUCUUGGAGAAAGUAAAGGUGUCCUGGAACAAGAAAUACCGAAAACAGUACGGAGCAUUACGAAAGUAUUUGCAGAAUCAUCCCCAGAUAUUUCAGUUCAGUCCUGAUGAAAAUAAAGUUGGUUUAAAGGAAAAAUACAAGCUCCCAUUUAAGUCGGAUUUUCAAGGACGAGAUUUCCGAAGCCAUCCUCAGGAGAAUGGUAUCCUAUGGAACUCAGAAAAAGCAGCUCUAAGGCUAGGAGAGAGUUCUGCUGGAUGCCAUUGGUUUGAUCUGAAUGAUUCAAAAGUCCAGCCCAUCAAAGAGGAGGAUAUUGAGAAACAAUUUCAGGGUAAAGAGAGUGCCUACAUGCUGUUCUACCGCAAGUCUCAGUUGAAAAGGCCUCCUGAAGCUCGAGGAAAUCCAAGGUACCAAAUUCCUGAACACCUUCUGAAUGAAAUGAAUGCUGCUAACAUGGAGCUGCAAAAAAAGAGAGCGGAGUAUGACUCAGCAAACAAUAGCAUUGAUUUACAUCUCCAUUUGAGCACACGUUAUAAAUUUCACAAUGGGGCCUUGCACCCUUCACUUAGUUGGAAAGAGAGCGUUCUAGAUCUGACUGUUGACAGAAGAAAAACUCUAGGAGACCUUCGCCAAUCAAUUUUCCAGAUGAUGAAAUCUUGGGAAGGAGACAUGGUUCUCAGUAGUGCUAAACCUUUACCAGCAGGGCUGCACCUUUAUCAGGCACUUGAUGGAGAUGAGCUGACACUGGACUGCUUUGGGCUGGCGGAUGGAGCAGACAUUUUUGUGUGGAAUGGGAAGGAGGUUGGUGGUGUGAAGGUGAUGGCAGGCCCUGAUCAUCAACCUGUUCUCUUAAACGUUCUUCGUUUAGUGGAGCAUAAUGAAGGAGGGAAGGGUCAGCAUUUCACAGAGUCGCAGCACGUUUUUCCAUGCAGCACAAAACUGGGCGAUCUGCGCAGAGCAUUAGCACCAGCAGGAGGAAUAAUCUUAAAGAAUGACUCAGGACAUAAAGAAGCCAAGAACUGGGAGGUUCUUCUUGAAGAACAUAUGAAGGAAACAGUCAAAACCGUUGGUCUGACAGACGGAUGUUCAGUAUUAAUCUUAGACAGCCAUGACCAAAGCCUGGUGAAUAUUUCAAGUGGUAACUUGACUGCUUUUACAUACGACAUCAGCUGGCUCCAGGUGAAAAACUUCUGCGGAAGGGAUGAUGAGGAGAAACACGUUAAAAUUACUGCCACAAUUGAAACAGUGAUGUCAGAUAUCAAAAUGAAAGCAAUACAGGAGCUACAGCUAGAGGAGGAGCUGGCAAGUGAAAGCUGUCUUAGACCUGUUGGCAGAAAUGGGAAACUUCUCUCUCCAGUGCCUGAAGAUUAUACUGUCAAGGAGGCAGAACUGAAAAUGGGAAGCUUGCUAGGGCUGUGUCAUGGAAAAGCUCCAACUUCCACUCAGCUCUUUUUAUAUUUUCUUAUUGAACGUGAGCACUGUACGAGCCCUGAGAUGGAAAUCGUUGUGGAAGAGACUGCCUCUGUAAAAGAAUGUCUAAAUUUAAUGCUGGAAAAAUCUGGAUUAUCAGGUGACAGCUGGCAUUUGAGAAGGAUGGACUGGUGCUUUGAAGCAGGAGAAGCUUUAAGUCAGGAAAAUGCUACUCUGAAGGAACUUAAUGUUUGCAGAGGAGAUACUUUGGUUGUAACUGAAGGAAAGCUUCCACCGAAGGGUUUCUUGAAAAUUCCUAUUUGGUGGUUGAAGUUUUCGAGUCAAACGAAACGUGAAGAGAAGGCACGAGACCAGGUGAAUGGGAUGACCUGCAAGAUGGAUGCUUUGCAAGUUUCUCCUGCAGGAGACUCACCAGAACGCAUCCAAGCAGACCUGGAUCUGUGCUAUGCUGGCAUUACAGAAAUAGCAGGCGAAUCUUCUUUGGAAGAUCUGAAGAUGCAGGCUCUGACCUUAGCACAGUGCCCAGAGCACGUUAUCCCACUGCCCACGUUCCUCAGAGCCUGGACGGUGGAAAACAGGCGCCCAGGCAGGCUGCUACGGCACAACAAGCAGCAACUCAGUGAAUAUAAGCUGGGUGCCAGAGUGGAAAUCUGCAUAGAACCUUUGCAGAAAGAAGAGAACUUGGGCCCACAUGAAUUGCUGCUUCGAGUACAGAUGGGCAUACCAGGGGAAAGGGACUACUAUAACUCCGUGGAUUUGGUGUGGAACAUCUCCAAAGAAUGCACUACCUGGGCACUGAGGCAAAGAGUGGCUUCUCACUAUUGUCUCCCUGUAGAUAAAAUUGAAAUAGCCAAAUACUUCCCUGAAAAAUUUGAGUGGCUGCCAAUAUCUGGCUGGACCCAGCAAAUUUCGAAGAGAAAACGGAAGAAAAAACAGGAGAGUUUACAGUCAGCCCCUUAUCACCUGAAAGAUGGAGAUGUCAUCGGGGUGAAGAAUCUUCUCCUUGAUGACAGUAAGGACUUCAGCACAGUGAGAGAUGAUGUUGGAAAACAGAAGCAAAGGCAGCUUGCAUUUGAGAAAAAGAAAAGUCAGCAAGCUGAACGCUCCCAGGCCCAUGUUGCAUCUGAGGAAAAACUGAAUGUUAAGCAACGUAAACCAGAAGUGGCUCUUUCCAUCAACGUGGGAGUUUUCAGAUAGCACCUGGAGAUGAUUUGCUGAGCAGAACAUAGCACCAGUGUGCCACAUGUGAGUGCCUCAACUGGACCAGCAAGAGGGAUGCUUGUGCUCAGAGAGUCAUCAGGAAUCACCGAGAUAAACUGGAUAUAAGAUUUGGGAUAACUCUGAUCUGCUUCUAAUCUCUCUGAGGAAGUGCUUCAGCAUCCCUUAAUCGAUGUGGUACUUAUUCUCAGGCUAGGUAAAUGCACUUUAUCCAUGAGGAAACCGACUAAUAUAUUGUAAUACCUUUCGAUGACUGUUUUGUAACCACCUUAAAUGCUUCUUUUGUCAGAUGCUGAUGCACCAUCACCACAGAGUUAGCUGCAUUUUUGAGUGCAGUCUUAGAUGUCUCUUUCUAGAAGUUACUUUUUCUUCCCUGAUCAUUGAGAUUACUAAGGAUACCAGAAUUUA